This is a messenger RNA of Metopolophium dirhodum (rose-grain aphid), 5109 nucleotides long. RefSeq lists its product as uncharacterized. The coding region runs from base 1813 to 4056 and encodes 747 amino acids. NCBI's taxonomy places the organism in Eukaryota, Metazoa, Arthropoda, Insecta, Hemiptera, Aphididae. The record is from RefSeq and is a predicted model, not a curated record. The transcript has 7 exons.
UCACGAUGGGCGUCGAGGACGUGCGCGCGCACGGAAUGAAGACCGUGUGCGAUCUGUGUGCGAAAACUUUCACAGACCAAAAUUGUAAAGUCACACAUCACGACCACUUGUCGGGCCGAUUUCUCAAGACUCUGUGCAACACAUGCAACCUCAAAUUAAAAACGCCAAAGUUCGUGCCGUGCUUUUUACACAAUCUCUCAAAUUACGACGCUCAUUUUUUCGUCACGCAUCUGGGACUUCACGCCAACACGAUAUCGCGUUACCCAAUAGCGAGGAACGAUAUAUAUCGUUUUCGAAAUACAUAAACAACGAGUUCGCCGUCAGGUUUAUAGACACGUGUAGGUUCAUGGCUUCGAGUCUGGCCGACUUGGCGAAGAACCUCACGAGUGCGGACUUUGCCAAGUUUCGCGAAGUCGCGAAAGUGUUCUCGCCCGCGGAGAUGCCGCUGGCGACGCGUAAAGGCGUGUAUCCAUACGAGUACACGGACAGCUGGAGUAAAUUGACUGAGACGAGGUUACCGGCUAGUAGGAUGAAAAAGACAGUUCCAAAACCUGAACCUGCAGGCGUUUCCCUAUACCGCCUUGCUGAACCCUGACACCCGGUUCCAGACCCUCUGCUGAACCCUCCGCACCCUCCGCACCCCCACAACCUCCGCAGCUUAUCGUUCACGUGCGCGAGAUACCCCCCGCCCUCGCCGCUACCCCUUCCCAUAUGGCCGCCGCCCGGGGAAAAUAAUUUAAAAAUUUUUUUUCCCGGACUGGGAUUCGAACCCAGACCCGUUGGUUGAUGAGCGAUCACCGUACCACUGCGCCACCCUGUUACAUAUAUUUAUCAUUAAUAACUGGCCUUAUUUAACUUGUAAUAAAAUAUGUCGCCAACGUGUAUGACUUAUAUCUGCGUUAUCAUAUAUGCGUUAUCAUAUCUGCGUUAUCAUAUCUGCGUUAUCAUAUCUGCGUUAUCAUAUCUACGUUAUCACAUAUACCCUUAUUUUGUAAUAAUAAUAUACCACGAACGAGUAUAUAUCAGUUAUCAUAUCUACGUUAUCACAUAUACCCUUAUUUUGUAAUAAUAAUAUACCGCCAAUGAAUGUAUAUCAUAUCUACGUUAUCGCAUUAUUUUAAUAUAUAUGUAAUAUUGUUCUUCCCCAUUAAAUACAAGACAGCCCGUUUUAUUUUCCCUUUAAAAAAAAAAAAAUAUAUAUAAAAUAUUCUGAUGUACCUACAUUUGUAUCAUACAUACACAUACAUACACACAACACACAUACAUACCUAUACAUACACACACAUACAUACAUACACACACACACAUAUAUUCAUUUACAUACGUACAUAUUCGUUUACAUAUUUAAAAAUAUUAUACAAUUUUCAGAUUAUAAUCCCAUUCGAAUAAACAUCCCGCUAAAGCAUGCGUUAUACAUCGGAAUAUAUCUCAAACAAACCCACAUUCAAAUAUAUUAUAAUAUAGUUUACUUUUAAAUAUUUUAGUUUAUAUAUUACUUAUAGAAAAAAAAAAAAAGGUCUGAAAAAAUCUUUUGUUAUCCGUAGGGGAUACGGAUUCAUGGAAUCUAUACAACAGAUGUCCGAACAUCGUAUACGGUAUAGAUCCCUAUGAUUGGGGGUGAGUGGUGGUGAGGAAUGUUAGGUCCAGAUGAUAGGACGAGCGGUGCCGGGGGAUGUCAUCUCCUGGUGUGUCUGUAAGGUAUGGUCUGUAAGGGAAGGUCGGUUAGUACGAUUCACACUGUUGUAUUACAACGUACGUAAUUUACUCCAUUUUAAUUUGCCGUAUUAAUUUUUCUCGUGCGUUUAUUUAAAAAUGUUUAAAUGCGAGCAAUGCCCUUUGGUAUUCAUGUACGAAACUAAUUUGAUGGUUCACCGAAAAACGCAUAUAAAUUUUUUUAAAUGCGAUCAAUGUACUUCGGAAUUCACGACGAAACGUAAUUUAACUGCUCACCGAAAAACGCAUGAAGGUGUCCGUUUCCCAUGUACUAGAUGUUCCAUUACAUUCAGUUACAAGACCAGCUUCAAAAAACAUUUGAAAAAUGUUCAUGGUGUUAUACAAGCCCCGAUUCGGCAAAGAAAUAUUCGAAUCAUGCCGCAAACAACCACCCCCGAUAAUGUUCAUGGUAUCAUGCAGCAAGGAAAUAUACAGAUCGAACCACAUAUAGUCGUUCCUGAUAUUCCAGCAGGUUCGUCAUGUGUACGAGAUACCGAGGUAAACGGUCCACCAGUGAUACCAACCCUAAAUGAUGCCGCGACAGACUGUCCGGUGGAACCAUCCGUCCGAAAUGAUAAACUAUCAGCAGUACGAGAUAGCGUAUCACCAGUACGAGAUAACAUAAUGUCAACAGUACGAGAUAACGUGAUGGAUGAAUUUUACAACAACGUGGAUGACGAUGGCGAUUACGCUCAAGUUGCAGAUAUCAUCGAAAACCUUGGAUUCUGUAAAAAGGAAGAUUCGUACACUACGCUUGAUAAUGGAAAACGCGGUUCCAGUGCAAACACUAAAUCUGCUGUCAGGGCAAAAAAAUUACGCUUGAAUCUUGUAAAGUCCCCCGGGUUUACACAAAUCUCGACGUCAUCAAACAACACAAUCACUUGGUAUUACGUAAAAAAUACCGGCAAUAUUCAAAACUACAUCUACUUCCUUGAUUCUAUUAAAUCCGAACUAAUCAAUUUACUAAAAUCAAUUGCGAGUAAAAAUCCGAUCAAGUUUAAUUUAAAGCUUGAGGCGACAUAUAAUAUACCAAAUGUCGAAUAUUCAUCGGAAAACCGUGCUUUUAAAACAUCGGCUAAGGCGGUUUUCUGUGAUACCGGAGUACAGGAAAUUGUUGAAGAGGCAUUCGCUAAAUUAAUGAAAGAGCAAGACGAGUAUACAAGCAAGGGUAGUGGUUUCACAUUACAAUGUAUAGACGGUCUAAUGUUAGGUGUAUAUAAAUAUACACCUAUAGGUGGCUCAUCCUACAUACAACUACCAGAUGCGAUAGAAAAUAAAAAAGCUACGAUUAACCCUCAAAACAUAGACAUGCAAUGCUUCAAAUGGGCAAUCCUAGCAAAACAUGUUACAGGAGAAAAUAAAUGUCGUAUUGGUGAUAAUUAUAUAAAACACGAAAAAAAAUAUAAUUUUACAAAUAUAUCGUUCCCGACACCACUACACCAGGUUAAAAUUUUUGAAAAAAAUAACCCAAACGUGUCCGUAAAUGUUUACGGUAUCGAUAAGAAAUUUCAACCACCAAAAUUUCCGGAAUAUAAAGUAUUCCCUCUGAAAGUAGUACAUGAAGAAAAACCCAACCAUUUUGAUCUACUUAUAAUAUCAGACGGGGAUAACAGUCACUAUAGCUACAUUUCUAAUUUUUCACGGCUCAUCAGAUCACAAAAAACCAAACACGAUGGACAAACAAUAUUUUGCAAACGGUGCUUCACAACAUUCGACAAACAACAGUACAAAUAUAAAUUAAACGGCGUGGCAGGACUAGAACAACAUAAAUUAAUACGUGGGGAGCACAAACCCAUACUACCUCAGAUACCUGAACCUGGGUCAAUACUCGAGUUUACUGCAUGGGAUAAAACACAACGUCAUCCUAUAGUAAUUUAUGCAGAUUUCGAAGCAAUUCUCAAGAAAACUGAUGAGAAAAUUGGAGAAAAAACAACAGCUUUUCAAGAACACGAACCCAUGAGCUAUGGGUAUAUGGUUAAAGCAAAUGACGAAAUACCGGUAGAACUGCUUGAAAAAUUCGGAAUUCCAACAUCACCCGUAAUGUACCGUGGAAAUGAAAAUAAUAAGGACGUGGUGAAACAUUUUGUAGAUAGUAUUGUGGACAUAGCUAAAAAAAUUGAAGAAUUACUCAAAACAAACAUUCCUAUAAUUUUUACGGGUGAACAACGAAAAACACACGAAUUAUGUAAUAAUUGUAAUUUAUGUAAGACCAAGUUUUCUCGUGAAAAUCAUAAAGUGGCAGAUUACUGCCAUUUAUCGGGAAAAUUUAGACAAUCAUUAUGCAAUACGUGUAAUCUUAAACUUCAAACACCAAACUUUGUACCGGUAUUUUUUCAUAAUUAAUCGAAUUAUGAUUCACAUUUCAUUGUCACUCGUCUUGGAUAUGAUACAAACUCAAUCUCUGUAAUACCAAACAGCGAAGAAAAGUUUAUUACGUUUUCAAAACAUAUAAGCAAUUCGUUCACAUUAAGAUUUAUCGAUACACUGAGAUUUAUGGCUUCCAGCUUAUCAACACUUUCAAAAAAUUUAAACACACCUGGAUUUUAAAAGUUUAGAAACAGCGCAAAACAUUUUUCCGCACAGGAUUUACCACUAGUUACCCGUAAGGGUGUAUACCCGUAUGACUAUACAGAUGAUUGGGAUAAGCUCGAAGAAACCAGUUUACCGGCAGAAAAAGAUUUUUACAGUUCAUUGGAAGAAUCACAUAUAAAACAUGAGGAUUUUGAACAUGCAAAUACAGUUUGGAACCAUUUCAGCUGUCAAACACUCGGGGAAUACUCUGAUAUUUAUUUAAAAAUCGAUGUGCUACUGUUGGCUGAUGUGUUUGAAAAUUUCCGAGACCUCUGUUUAACCACCUACCAUUUGGAUCCAUCAUUUUACUACACGGCGCCAGGAUUUAGUUUUGACUGUAUGUUGAAAUACACGGGUCAACAACUCGAAUUACUUCAUGAUUAUGACAUGUUGUUAAUGAUUGAAAAAGGAAUUCGUGGUGGGUUGACUCAGGCGAGCAUGAGAUAUGCAAAGGCGAAUAAUGAAAAGACACCAGAUUAUGAUCCAACAAAACCGAAAUCAUGGCUUGUUUAUCAGGAUUGUUCACAAAGUUAUACAGUUUAAUCAGUCAGAGUGGCUUAAGAAAUAUAUAGAAUUAAACACUGAGAUGCGAAAAAAAGCUAAAAACGACUUCGAAAAGGACUUUUUCAAACUUUUAAACAACGCUGUUUUCGGGAAGACGAUGGAGAAUUUAAGACAUCGAAUUAAAAUGGAGCUUGUUUGUAGUGAAAAACGUCUGAAAAACUUAUAAACCUUACAACAUUCAAACACUGCCUUACAUACAAUGAAACUCUGAAUGCUAUAUCAUUAGAAAAUGAAAUUAUCAAGUUUUGCUAGCCAAUAUAU